Messenger RNA from Saprolegnia parasitica CBS 223.65, 369 nucleotides. RefSeq lists its product as hypothetical. Lineage: Eukaryota; Oomycota; Saprolegniomycetes; Saprolegniales; Saprolegniaceae. The transcript has a single exon. The record is from RefSeq and is a predicted model, not a curated record. The annotation marks the transcript as partial.
GCCCUCACCUUUGACCCCUCGGCGUUUGCCGGCACGCUCUACUGCCCCGACCCGUUCAUAGUCUGCAACACGGCGCAGUGCUCGCCGGCGUGCGGGGCCAACGCUGUCUGCACCGGCGGCUCGUGCGAGUGCUUGGACGGCUACGUCAAGGCGUCGAGUGGCGAGUGCAACCCUGUCUGCCCGAACGCGUGCUCGGGCAACGGCGCGUGCGACACGGGCCGCGCGACCUGUACGUGCAACAGCGGCUUCACGGGCCCGAGCUGCAACACCACGGGCGGUGCCGCCACGACCACGAAGGGCAACCAUGCGCACGCCGUCGCCCUCCAUGGGCUCGUGGCCAUCAUCGCUAUCGUCCUCCUCCACGUGUAG